This is a messenger RNA of Closterium sp. NIES-67, 1209 nucleotides long. The record is from the annotation of a GenBank genome assembly. Lineage: Eukaryota; Viridiplantae; Streptophyta; Zygnematophyceae; Desmidiales; Closteriaceae.
UUCUCAACCAAUUUCCCCACCGCCACGUAACGUCAAAAUCCAGGUGUCUACGAUCAGGCUCUACGAGUACUACCAUGGCCAGCUUUCUUUCCCGCACCAGCGCGGCGCUUCUGCUCGCUGCCGCGCUGAUCUCCCAGCUGCCCAUCUCGACCCGCGCAGUCCCGGUGGCCCAAUUGGGGGCUCAGCUUAAGAACGCGGACGUCCAAGAAAGCCUUGUGGCGCGUCUCUUCGCGCUGGACGGCACCAAGGACAUCUCCGGCGUGACCAUUCUCAUCGCGCGGUCAGACGCCAUCAGGUUGGCGGCCUAUAGCUACGCGACGCAGGACAACUCGACGCGCAAGUACAACCAAGCGGUGUACGACGCGCUCAAAGCCAUGGACGAGGCGUCAAGGUCAAGCGAUAGCGGGUGGUCCACGGCCCUCCAGGGCGUCCCUCCUAACGUCGCCGGCACGCUGACGGACAUCUGGAAGUUCCAGAUCGUCAAGGAGUACAUCCCUCCCGCCGUCGCCACGCAAAAGUACUCUUCCGGCGGCCCCUGGGAGCUCCCCACGAUGGAGGGGCAGCCGCUCUGGAUGUCAUUCAGUCCGUACCGCGGGGGAACGUGGAACGUGUCGGGCAUGUCGCCCCAGCAGCAGGCCACCACGCCGCUGCCGAGGUCCAGCAUCGGCUACGUGCAGGCGGACGGCAGCCCCUUUGCGUACACUGAAGUGGACGUCGGUGACCUCGCGUUGGACAUUCCGAAUGAGGUUGCCGUGUAUAGGAGCUAUGCGGUUCUCUUGCCUUACAACAUGGAUGCUCUUAGCGCGUAUGCAGGUGCUACUGCCUCCAUCUUCCACCUGCUGGCCUUGCUUGGCCUUGCCCUCGGUACACUCCUGCUGGUGUAACCGUAAGAUGUUUUAUGGAGUACAGUCAUGCUAGCGCGAGCACAAGAGAUGCGCCUUGUUGUCGCAGUCACACCAUGAUGCUGAGGGAAUAUGCGGCUGUUUUGAGGAAGGUUCAUUGUGGCACGUGAAGUGAAUGGUGUUGGUAGCUACCAGGAUGAUGUGAAGUUGUGGGUGGAGAAGGGGUGUGAUGUGGUGUAGAGAAGAGACUGUAGAUAUGAGCCAGCUUACAGCAUCUGAGAGUAGGGCUCCAAAUGUGUGUCUUUCGAUGUAACAGGGCUGUUUUGUGGUAUGGUAUAACUCCUAAUUAUGCAACCUUGUAAUACCG